Funneliformis caledonium is the source of this 341-nucleotide messenger RNA. Lineage: Eukaryota; Fungi; Glomeromycota; Glomeromycetes; Glomerales; Glomeraceae. The record is from the annotation of a GenBank genome assembly.
UUAUAAUUCUGAAUUUAUGAUUGGAGUUGUUAAUAAUCAGUUGGAUUUAACAAUUUUAAUUAAACAAAGACGAAAUCAUGAAGCAUAUACUAAUCAAAAGAUGGAAAAACGUAUAAGAGGAAUACGAUAUCAAGAAAAUCAGGUAGAUUAUAAUUUUACCAACAGUAUGGUAUCUUAUUUAACAUCAAAUUCUACUGCACGACCUGGAAUUCCAAGGUAUAAUCAUUGGAUCACUCAACCUCGUUUAGAAACUUUAAUUCAAGGCAUAAAUGUUCCAAGAUUGCCUGAAAUUUCAAUUGCUAACGUUAGUGAAUUUCAUCCUAUUAAUUCUGGUGGAUUUG